Molecule: messenger RNA, 3048 nt
Organism: Caretta caretta (loggerhead turtle)
Lineage: Eukaryota; Metazoa; Chordata; Testudines; Cheloniidae
Product: protein S100-A2
Molecular function (GO): calcium-dependent protein binding; transition metal ion binding; calcium ion binding
Source: RefSeq, a predicted model, not a curated record
GAGUUGCUCUGCUAAAGUGAUCUUUAAAUCAAUUAUUUAAAGGUAAAACUGCAGACAAGAUCCUCUCCCAGUACAAGAAGCAGCUACAUUUCCAGAGAGGGCUGUACACAGCGGCAGGAAUUUGUGCUGGUUUUCUGUUUAUUUAUGAUGCAUCAUUUAAAGAGCUGGGGAUUUUAUUUGAUGUUAUUUUUUGUUUGCCAAGGGAGGGGGUAGUUUCAUGGCCCUGCGUUCUCCCGGUAAUACACCAAGCCUCUGAAGGUUUAAUGACACUUCAUUAUCCAGCCCUGAACCGCCCUCUCAAAAGAUGUAAAAAGCUCAGAAAUCACCAAUGAUCUUUUUCCAUAUCGCGAUAACGUCUCUCUUAGCUUCCCAGUGUCUGCCUGCUGUUACCAGAGUAGCUGAACAUCUCACAAGUUUUUGAAACUAUUUAUCUGGGAAGUUUUAACAAGUUUACAAAUCCUUGGGGGUAAACACCAGAAACAAAACCAUCACUGCCCCGGUGAGCUUUGUUAUACAGGAAUAUAGUCGUGGGCUCUUCCGGUCUAAUAUGGCAUUGCCCUAUUGCAGAAUGAGUGGCAUACGACACUUGGAACAGGCUGUUUGUUGUAUCUCACAGUGGUUGAUGUGUUUAUCCGCACCCCCCUGGGCAGCAGGGAAGUGCUGGUCACCCCCGAAACGAGGCACAGAAAGUGGGGUCAGGAAGGUGCUUAGGCAUGCAAGUUUCAGGUUUAGGGGCCUAAAUCCAAGUCUUGGCUCCACUAUGAUCCACAAAACUCCUGCUGAGCCUUGUAGGCACCUAAACCUACCCGGGCACCUAGGUUACUGCCUCUGGACCCCAGCCCCACCGCCUCUGUCUAGGAGUCUGGGCGCCCACGCCCAGAAAGGCCCCUGGACCGGGAGCAGACAGGUGGUUGGCUGUCCCAGUUGUGUCCGGGCGCACCGCCUCGGUCAGGUCCUGUUCAGAAGUGGGCUGGAGGCGCAGCAGCCUGUGCCCAUCUUAUAACUUUUUGCCCUGUGGCAAGAGCACUCAAGUGGGAUAUGGGAGACACAGGUUCGAUUCCCUCCUCCCCGCUAGAGGGAGAGAAAGGAUUUGAAUGGAGGGGAAGGGAGAGAAGAACUUUUACGCAGUAAAUAAAGGAGUCCAGGACCAUCUCGGGAGCUCCUUGGGCCGAGGGAUUCAUGGAGUCACAGAUGGCCAGAGAGGACCAUUGUGGAGAUCUUGCCUGACCUCCGGGAUAACACGGGACGGAGAACUCCCCCACCCCUUAAUUCCCAGAGCGGAGCGUUUAGACAGACGCCCAGCCUGGAUUUCAAAACUGUCCGGGACGCUGCUCCAACAAGUGCGGCUCAGGGCAUGGAUUCGAAGGCAAUUUGAUGCAACUCUUGGGUGGAUCUGGCUCGGGGCCAUUUCCCAGACCUGCCUGCGAUAUUAACACCGAUGCCUGGGAGAGCCCGUCUGAGUCUGAACCGGGAGCUGGUAAAGCAGGUGGCUUCAGGACGGCUGUAAAUACAGGCUGGCUCCUACCUACCCUACACGCCUGCUCACGCUUGGCUCUCCCGGACCCUUAACCUCUUUGUUCGUGUUGGGGGAAGGGAGCCUAAACACUCCAGGGCCUGGUCCAAAGCCGGUUGAAAUCAAGGGGAAGACUGCAGUGGACUCUGGAGCCACGCUGGCCCAUCUGAGCCACCUCCGAGCUGAGCUUGCGGCUGGGUUUCCAUUCAAAGGCCAAUGCUGGGUUCCCCUCUAGACUCCACAAAGAGAGACGGAUUGGCCUCAGAACCGCCCCACCAGGCGUCAGCUAUGGCAGGUCUGCAGACCCUGCAGGAGGCGCUGGCUGUGCUGGUUUGCACUUUCCAGCGCUAUUCCAAACAGGAAGGUGACAGAUUCAUGCUCAGCAGAGGGGAGCUGAAGGAGCUGCUGGAGAAGGAGCUGCCCAGCCUGGGAGAUGUACAAGUGAAGGAAGGCGCCUUUGAGGAACUGCUGAACAUCCUGGAUGUGAACAGAGACAGGGAAGUUGACUUCCAGGAGUACAUCCGCUUCGUGGCGGUGGCCUGCACCUUAUGCCACGAGUUUUUCUUGGACUCCCCUGUAGUUCUGCCACGUGGACAAUAAACCCACCCAGCUGGCUCUGUACAGGGCAUGAAUACAAAGCAGGAGAGCAAAAUUAUAGGUCUGGCAGCAACCAUGCAGCUACCUGGGAACCUCACGCUGGGAAAGGUCGUGGUGUGUCAGGGAUUGAACUCACGUCUCCCUGACCCAAAUAGCACAGAGCCACUUCCUUGAGCUAAAGGAGACUUUCCAUCAACUCGCAGCAGUAGAGCACUGUUUCUCAGUCCUGGAGAGGAGGGUCAUGAAAGGCAACCAGGGGGUUCGUGAGGCUUUGAAAAAUUUAUUACAGUCUAAAGCAAAGCAAAUCUCCUUUCCCCACUCCCAGCAGGCCCUGGUCCAUCCAGUGAAGUGCGCUCUGUCAACCUCUCGAUACACACCCACACGAAUCAGUUAUUGGCUUAACUUAUACACUGUUGUACUCUUGCUUUCAUAGUGAAUGUGUUGUGUGCUGGGGAGGGGGGCGUCACAUACAUUUCUGACUGAAUGAGGGAUUGCCAGCCUGAAAAGGUUGAGCAACGCUGCAGUACGGGGUUUAUGACACACGGUUGAACUGAGCUGAUUGCAUCCAGCAGAGGGCAGCUGCACUCCAACCCCUAUACGAGUUCAUGACAAGAAAUUCCCAAACAGGAUUAAGUUACACAACCCUGAAUUCCACUGCACAGUCCUUGCAGUUAUGAAAUAUUAAUAAUUUGCAUCUCAGUUUAGUUAAAUAAUAUCAUGAGCAGGGCUCCGGAGAUGCACCAGUGUUUCCAAUCUCAGAGGGGUUUUUUGGCCAUAUUUGCCCUGUUCAAAAUUGACUGCCAUGAGCACGGAACGUGUCCAGGGCUAACAGCUUAGUCAGGACCAGUUCCUUCCGCCACGGCAGGGUCAUCUCCACUGCAGCCGUGGUCGAGACGUCUCUGGGUUUUCUCUCCUGACUGUGGAUUUUCUUCGCUUGU